Molecule: messenger RNA, 28562 nt
Organism: Porites lobata
Lineage: Eukaryota; Metazoa; Cnidaria; Anthozoa; Scleractinia; Poritidae
Source: the annotation of a GenBank genome assembly
AUUGGCAUCUAAUAUAGUUCUUUUGUGUUAUUAUAAUCGCCUGUGCGUGACCUCCACACUGUUAUGUCUCCAACGCAACUAAGGAACCAACCAGAAGCACUGUCCAUUGAAUUUUAGGCGUAAAACACAUUUGAAAAUACUUCCUCGUUUUAUGAGUCUACAUUCUGAUUUUACUGUGAUAUAAAGUAACAAAGCAAAGCAGAGGAAGGGUCAAUUUUUUUCCCGCCUUCAAGUCGCUCCUUAUCUUCGGAAAACUUCGGAAAAUCUAGCCGAAGAGGUAAACUUCGGAGUCCUCAGGAUUUUGCGCUGUUUUACAGGCCGCUGACCAACAAUGCAAUAUGGCGUCAAGGGAAAGUUCAUUUUCGAGGACUGAAAUCCAGCAAGAAAUAAAAAAACAUGGAGAUGUUUUAAGACAAUUGAAACUUAAAGAGCCGACAGAUGAAGUUAAAAACAAGGUAACUUUGUAGUUAACUUUUAGUCUGCGUGCAGUUUUAUGGCCAAAAAGUGGACUUACCGGGUAGAUUAAUCGAUUAAUUUACACGUGGAUGGUGGUUCAAAUUUCUCUUUAGUUGUUCAAACCAGUUUAAUUUUGUUUUCGUUUGUCGUCGGUAUGUUAUCUAAUUUGAUACAAAGUAAAAUAAUAGAGAAACUGGAAGAAUUUGAGCUACAACAUAUCAGCCGACGUAAUUUAUUGAAGUAUUUCAUCAUCCAUCCCGGGGGGGAGGAGGUGGGGAAGACGAGUUCUGGGACCGAGAAACGAUGUUUUCACAACUUCCAAAGCGGUCACCUUGUGUGGUGGUCAUCAGAUAAUUGCAGUGUUUUUCCCAAAGUAAACAUUUUAGAAGCGAGAAGCGAACCCGUAGAGGAAAUAAGUCAAUAACUGCAAAAAAAAAAACCUCUUUGCUUUUCUUGCAUUCUGUUUGUCAAUUGCUACUGAAAUUGCAAGGGAAACCAAAACGCAAGUGAUGUUCAUUGCAACCAGCAACAAUGCAUACUGAGCUAUCGAUCAAGUUUAUAGGUUUCUGAUUACACCGUUUUGGCUGGGCGAGCAGGGUUGUCGCGAAAUUCACCUCCUGAGAAAGAGGUGAUCUCCGGCUGGAUUUUGGCUGUCAAUUGCCAGAUAGACAAGUCUUAAGUUUUUGCAGAAAAAAUACACCUAGCUGUUUAAAAACAAAGAAAGGUGAAAAUAAAUACCUAACUACAUCUAAGCCGCAGAAUUAUUGAAGGUGAAAUAAAGUAUAGCUUUAAAUUCACUGGUCGUAACUGGUCUACCGUGUCUCUCUCCAUUGUGGAUUGCCAUUUUGUAAACUCAAAGCUUGAUAGCCCUGCAGACAGGAUGUUGUAAACAACUGGACACAAAUUAUCGUUACCGGGUUCCUUACCACAGAUGACAUCAUCGGUUCUCUUCGGCCAGGUAUAUGAAAUUCUCCCUGACAGAUUAAGAUUUCACGACCUUACCUGAUAAUGAACUUUCAACAACUUGACACACCUUCUUGCGUGGACUUAACAAGCGAGGUCAGAUUUCAUUCUAGUAGUUUCAGAACUGAUGUAAAUCCGGAUGUGAUUACGGUGUUUUUCUUGUAAUUAUAUAUAAUCUGCAUUUAAUUGAUGUAUAAUGUAACAGAAUUCUAACAAUGUACUCAUUUGCUGGAUUUAUGUCUCCUACUCUGCUUAAAUAAAGUAUUUUUGUCAAAUGGUUUUCAGUUGCGUUUAGCUGACCCAGGAGUGAGCAAUGAAACUUACGACCUUCGUACUGAGUGUAGUUACUACACUCACUACUGAUCAUCUUUGACUCACUAUUAUUUUUAUAUCUCUCAGUGCUUGCUAAAAUUUUCAUUGAAUGUUAUCAUGGCUUCACAAUAGGAAAAUCCAACAAAAAGAUGGAGUGGUCAGUCUGAUCUAAGGGUUUUUUUUCGCCAUGGGCCUCAACAAGGUAAUUUCAGACUAGAGGGCUUUGUUGUCUCUCUGGCCUCUCUGUUUGGUUUUGGUGUUGUCUUUGGCUCUGUGUAGUGCUUGGAGCUGUAGCCUGGUAGCUUUGUCAGUGCAAGCAAUUUCUCUGGGUUUCUUGAGUGUGAGGUCAUUUCCUUCAGCAAUAAAUUUCUUUCACACGAUGUCGAGAGCAUCUCGCAGUAAUUCAUCAUGGAGCUUGGACAAAUAGCCACGGUUUUGAAUCAAGAGCUUGGCCGCUGUCAGGAAAUUAUCAAGGGGUCGUCCGUUUUGCUUCAGGUUUCAGAGAUAAUAGCGGUUAAGUAUGUGGUUGGAGUGGGGUUUCACAUGCUCUUCGAAUCGCAUCCAGUAUUCGUCGUGUUUGUUUUGUUCUUCACCACUCAAGUUCCAUGUGUUGAACAAGUCUAGACUGUAGUAACUUGAUGGUCCACAGAAGGACGUAUCGACAUCUCAGCUCGUUGGAUUGUGCCUUAAGUGGUCCAUCAAAAUAGAAGUUCGCAUUUCUGUCGUAAACUCUUGAACCUCUGAGGUAAAUCUGGUCCCGGAGUCCAGUCGAUUUUUGGUGAUUCGAAACCUAUUAGAUUGCUCGUUUCAUUCUUGAAUUCCGCUCUUGAGUUUUGUCUUGAGUCUUGAUGGGUUUUCUGACCUUUUAGUCGAUAAUCCCUCUUCUGACAACCAUGUGAAUAGACCCGUAGUUCAAAUCACGUAGUUUAUUAUAUUAUGUUUCUUAUCGGCUUAUUAAAACUCAGAUCGCAUCAGUAUUUGGCAAGAAGUUAAAGUUUAUUAACAGCUUUCCAUUGAAUAUUUUUUUUUCUGGCUGUAAGACCAAAACAAAAUUAAAAUAUGAAAAUUACCGAAAUAUGAUAGUGAGAAACAGUGACCGCCAUGGUUUUGUUCCUUUAGUUUUGACAUCAUGCGCAUGAUUAGAAACAAAACCGCUGUCAAGACCCUUGAUGAUCACUUUGCAAGUUGUGAGAACAUCAUUUGGAUUUCAUUUAAGAGAAUGUAUGGGAAGUAGCUUACCCCCCUGACCCAUCCCAUAUGGAUAAAAUACCUGUACCCCCAGUUGAGGAACCAUGGAAUUCAUCAGGGGCAAGUUAUAACAACUGAGGAUUUCUUUAGGGGGUAGAGUUAAAAAGUAUAGUUUCUUUGGGGGUGGAGCUUUAAUCUGCAUGAAAUUCUCCAGGGGUACACCUAUAUUCCCAUAUUAUUCAGGGGUAUAUUUGAUCGUAGUCUUCAGGGGUGAAGGCAAAGAAAUAUGGAUAAGUCCUCAACCAAGGGGGAGCGGGGACAAUAUUAAAUUCAAUAGCCCAAUUGACAAUCUGGAGUCUUUCAUAGAACCCCUUAAACCAUUUCUAUCUAGAACUUUUUCAACAUCUCCACAAUUAUUGUGUAUUAACAAUAAUAAUUCCACAAUUUCUGUGCUCAAAUGUAAGUUUAUGAUUAUAUGAAUAAUUAUUCGAAAGUAUCUAGUGAGAAAGAGUGAAUGUUUACUUCCUCUUCUUUUUCAACUUCACUAUCUCUUGCUGGUAGAUUUGGGUAUUGUUAGGAAUCAGUUCCUUUGUUACAUUUAUGCACAUGUUAUCAGCUAACAGUCCCAGGGGUAGGACCCUGGCCUGGGUCAUUAUAGGGGAUUUUGUAAGAGAAUGCAAGGAGAUGGAGUGGAUUCUCUACCCAUGGGAAGGGGAAAUUUUACUACAUUGUUGUUAGUUUGAAGGAAAGGGGUGGGGAGUUCUUUAUUUUGUAAAAUCACGGAAGGCAACCACAACGCUGGAUGUCACAAGAAUGUGCCACAUUAAAGUGUUCCAUCCAAGGGGGGUAUUAUUUGUUUUCGGGCCACUGAACUUCUGCGGACAGAGACCUGGAAAUGACUCUCUUGAGGACUGGGAAUAUGUUAACCCAUGCCAUUCAAAAAUUAAGUCAAACAGAAUGGUUAUUACGUUUACAAAAAAAAACAGUUUUCUUUCACUUUAUUUUGAUUUUUGUUGGUUAUCUUUCUUAUCCUUCCUAAAGUGAUUUCUUAUUAUCUUUCACAGAAGCAUUAGGGAGAAAAUGUGCUGAUGGUAGAUUUUUGCAUGUGUUGUUUCAGUACAGACUAGAUAUCAAUAAGUGCUGUUCCUUUUCCUGAUCAUUACGGAAUCGCGCCUGUAGAAACGCGUCGCUAGUAAAUGCAAAUUUUUCUGUCAAUCAAAAUUAAUGUGUCCUAUUAUUUGUAGGUGGAAAUUGGUGAAACAUCGUUAUUGUUUUGGAGACAAUAGAAGAACAAAAGAUAACAGAAAGAUCAAGUUAUGCGGUCUUAAAGCGUGUUGCGUGACUUAAAUCAGCUGCAGCAUUUCUCCUAACUUUCCCGCAUUAAAACGUUGGAAUGAAAAGUCUGAAGCUUAGCUUUUAAAAUCUUGAUAGCCAAAAUAAAAAGGGUGCCCCAAAAGGCAAGCAUUUGGGAAUUCAAAAUCGAUAUUUUUGUCUCCAGCGAAAUCCGGCGGAUGAAUAGUAAUUUGCAUAUAAGCGUAAAUGAAGCGAAAUAGAUACAAAUUGCCGUGGUUGUAAACACAACGUUUCCUCGAUGUUUUUUCCUUUUAAAAGCGUAAAUUCUCAUGAAAGAGCUCAGCUUGCACAAAAUAAUAUAAAAUGAAACGAAUCAAAUCGAAAAGUGGUAAAGAAAUGUCAGGAUAUUUCAGUUCGAUGGAAAGUAUGUGAUUGGGUAGGUGAUUUGCAUACUGAUAAAAACAACGUGUAGCGCAGUUCCAAACUGUUCGGCUUCCUGAAUUGUUUUUCUGGAAUUCUAUACAUUCUGCUGGCCUAAAUCGUUAAAUAUCUUAUGAAGUCAAAAUAUUUACCAAGUUGAGCAUUUGCAUUUCCUUAUAAAAAAGAGAGUAGCGCGAAAGCUUCGAUCUAUAGAUUUUCUUAAGUUAAAUUACCUUUGUAUCGUGGAAACAAUACCCUAACACUUGAGUCUUGAAUCAAAGGACGCGACAUGCGUCGGCUUCCUUUGUGAGCGCACAAAUAGUCAUGGGACCCGCAAUUUUGCGGGCGACACGGAUCUACAGGCGCCGUUCCCUACUGUUGUGAAAAAGAAUAAUGAUAAUUAUUGCUAGUAAAUAAAUAACUGCAUUUUUGUCAUGUAAAAAAAUACAGACAGUGAACAACUGAAUUUAAUUUUAGAUGCUAUAGGUAAUUAUAACUGAAUCAACUCUGCUGUCAUUAAGUGAGCUAUGUCAAAAUGAAACUAUUUGUAAAGCAUCAUUAGGUAGAUUAUAAUUGAAGGCUGAGUAUGAUAUGAAGAAAUACAGUGUAUGCAAUUCAAAAUCGGAGGGUGACUGAGGUUCAUAAGAGCCUCCAACAUCUGCAUAAUUCAAUAAUAAGUUUACCGCCACUUUGUUAGCUCAGUUGGGAGAGCAUCAGUCUGCUGAGCAGGAGGUCGCAGGUUCGAACCCUGGCUGAACCAGCACUCAGGGUCUUAAAAUAAAUGAGAAGAAAGUGCUGCCUUUGUAAUGACAUCUGCAAACAGUUAGACUUUCUAGUCUUCUCAGAUAAGGACAAAAAACCGUAGGUCCCGUCUCACAGCACUUUAACGGAUCUGGUUCUUGCGGGAGGCAAAAGAACCCACACCACUGUUCAGAAAGAGUAGGGGACAUAGACCCCAGUGGUGUGGCCAACCUUCACACAUCACUUCAGUCACAUCAUGGGUUGGGUGGGUACAGUAAGCUCAUAAGUGGACUGAGAAUGGCUGCCAGUGGUGCCUUUGUACUGUAUGCUUACAGUUUACAUGUUAAUCAUGUUAAUGUAUAUAUUGUAUAGAGGACACGUCUGUUGUCCUCUCAGCCAUGGCUCCUUCUUCCUUCUUCAAAAUAUUUCAAAGCUCAUGACAUUCUUGUUACUAGCCUGCAACGCAGGCAUACCGGUAUUUUUUGGGCAAGUGAAUGUUGCUUGUUUAGGUCUGUAAUGCUAUGGGCACCAUCUUUAUUCUUUCACUGAGGAAGUUUGGAAAGAGUGUAAAGAAAUUGCAACCCUUGGGGUAGGCAUUGGGGUGAAAGAAGAAGGUGAGGAAGAGGGAAACAAGAAAGACCUUGCUCCAUCCCUUUUACAGUCUCCUUGGUUGGCCUAGGCUCCUAUCCUUGGGAUAUAAGGCAAAUGACAUGUGGAUUACCCAUUUUGUGAAAGAGUCCAUUAUAAGGAAAAUGCAACUUGUCUGGCAUAAAAUUAAGAGAAGUUUAUAUUUGGUUUUUGUUUCCAGACAUUAUGAUGUCUUCUAAGUCUUUGUUGAGGAAUAUUUUAAGCAUUCCUAAAUAUUUGCGGGCUGCUUCUCUUCGCUGUUCACACUGUCUGGAAUGCCAGGUCAGUGGCAGCUUGUUGUUUUAUGUACAUUCAAAUAAAGUUUCACUGAACGUCUGAAACAAUACAACCAUAUGCAGUAUAAAAAAGUUAUGUUAUGAAACAACGAGAAGGGUUAUGCACCAUCCAAACUUUCUGAAGUGGGUUGAAAAUAUUGAGAACUGCCUAGGGCUUUACGUGUCUGAAAAUGUUGUGGUUUAAAUUUUUUGGUUUGAGGACUUUUGCUCUCAGGCAACUAGAAAAUCUUACUUUUUGAUACAAAUUACAUGCUGGGGGCCCAAGAUUUUACUGGUUCAGAGCACUGGGUGUCCUUCAUUUUUCCUGAGAGCGCAGCCUUGGGGUGGAGGUUUGUGCCAUUUCUGGGAGACUCCCGGAUAAUAUGGAAGAUCAGGCAUAUAUGUUACAGGUCAAAAUUAAAUUCAGGUUGAAAUAUUUUAACCUAGAUUGAUUCUCAAUUUCCUUGGUCUCCGAGCCCUAAUUAUUCAUGAAUUAGGGCUAGGUAACAAAGGAAAUUGAGAAUCAACUUGUAGGUUAAAAAAUUUUAACCUGAAUAUAAUUUUAGCUGUGAUGCUAUAGUUCAACCUGAGUCUGAUCACAAUAAUCACUGUUUAUUCCCUAUCUCAGAUGUUUGGUUACUGUAAGGGAGCAAAUAUUAAUUUGCCUCAUCCCUUUUGAAUAGUCCUCGACAAAACUAACUAGUAUCACUCACAGUCAUGGCAAUAUUAUAUGUAUAGUGGUAGUGGUGCUUGUAAUUUUGAAUCAAUAGUACCUAGCCUACAUGUAAAAUUAUAAUUUUUAGCUUUAGAUUCACAUUCAACUCUAUACAAAGACCACCAUGCUAUUUUCAGAUGAUUAAUAAUCAAUUAAUGGUAAACGACAAAACUUGAUAUCUUGAUAUCUGCAUUUUUUUCAUCUUUUCAUACAUGGUAAUUUUUGCUAAGUAAUAUCACUUCCCCCUUAUGAAGAACAAAGACUCCAAUGAAAUGUCAGGAUUAUUAAACCAUACGUUGUUAAAGAAAUAAUUUUUUAACUGGGGUAGCCUUUUAUUUUGUAUUAUCGUUAUUUCAAGGCUGUUUGUAACAACUUCAGUAGGGUGGAUUCCUGAAUUAUUUGGUACAUAUGUAUUAAUUGGGAACUCUAAUUAGAAAACAUUGUUAAUAGAUCAUGGAGAAAACUAAACAGGUAUAAAAUUUCAGUUGAGUGAAAGUUUGUUAUGAACUAUAAAUAGAAAUUUUUUUAAAGCUAUUAGAUAUCUCUUGAAGACCAUAUAUCCUGAUACAUACUUUAUUUCUUUUCUUGAAAUAAAGGCUUUACAAUUAUAUCUUACUUAUUUUUUUACAGAUAAAAGAAGAAAGAGAAAGAUUAGUGGAACUUAAAAAUCAGCUUGGAGAUGACCCAGGAACUCAGAAGUUUGUUCUCAAAACACCAAAGGUAAAAAUGCUGAUGAUAAAAUUGUUGAUGGCAAAUGUUAUUAUUCAGUCCCAGAGGUGUUACUCAAAACACUUUUUCCUGCUGCUUGAGCCAUUUACUAGCUCUACAUGUAUUUGUAGCCCCCCAUUUAAAAAGCAAAACUUCCCAAAACAUUUAGCAUUUCCCUUCCUGGUGCAAGAAUACAGUUCUUAGUAAGGCUUUCAUAGAAUGCAAAAUUUGAAGCUGACUUUUAUUUUUUACUUUCUUUCUUUCCCUAGUUUUCUCCCUGUUUCUGUUUUUGUUUUUCAUUUCAGCUGUAAUUUUAUUUAAGUAUUGACUUUAUUUCUGGAAGUGCUAAAGAUUCUGAAAAUAUUUGAAGGGAAUAUAUUUACAGUUGAGUAUACCUGGUGGAACAACCAUUUCACCUAAACUUUCUGAUCAAAGUUAAGAUACAUUACUGUGGUGUGUACAUGACGUGUGUCUUUGGCCUUCCAUAUUUGAUCAGGGUACCAAUUCUUGCAGAAUUAUUUCAGCAUUGGCAGAAUCUGUUGAAAUGUAAAAAGUACAAGAUUUUGCAUGCUCUUAGAGGUAGUUAAUGUAACAAGUACAGUAGCCUGCAGUGCUUGUUAUAUGUUUGUAUUGUUGUAGCUGCCAUCUUAGAUUUUAUGACAGAGGAAGAUUGGGAAGAGUAGAAAUAGCAACCCUUAGGGUAGGUGCUAAGGAGAAGGAGGGAAUGGGGGAGGGGGGUAAAAAAUACACCUGCACGAUAUCGUCAUUUUUGUUGGGAAACUCCUACACACUGGCAAAGGGAGCUCCUGAUUGGUGUGGCUCAAGGGAAGUAGAUUGAUGCCUGUCAAUCAAAUGGAAGUCUAUAUUGUUUGUUUUGGUUUUGUUGGUGUACAACUGCAGGAAAGAAUUGUUCUGAAUUCAGAAAUAGUGGGGAAGAAAUUAGAAUAUUAACUCUGCUCUUGAAAAAAGCCUUUUAGAAUUGGAGCAGCUGGGAAUGUCGUGUGUAUUAUGCACUGAGCAGGUCAAAGUGUUUUCUACACUGGCAUCAGGACAAGAUUUGGUUGCAGUGCUAAAAAGGGGUCGGUAGGUUGGUGUGUCCUUUACCUCUUGCCAAAAUGCUGGUUGUUCCAAUAAGUUUUUUCUCUGGCGGGUAGAUUAUGCUCUGGAGGGUUGAGGGUGACUUCACUGCCGGCAAAUUGACACCGAGAGAUUUUGAUUUUCUCCAUGCUAGACUGGCUUUGUCUAGCAUGUCACGAGUUAUGUUUGCCACUCUUAACCGGGGUACUUGCUGUGGAUGUAAUUGCAGCUUUAAAAUAGUGAAAUGGUAAAAUUGGCCCAAGUUGUGAAUUUUCCAGCCACAUGGCUUACAGACCCAAUCAGAAUGCUGCAUGGAGUCUUGAACUAACGGUAGUCCAACUUCUUUACAAAUUUCGGCUAACACAAACCCAAAGCACUCUUAUCAUUUUGAUGGCCUGAGGAGGUUCUCUGAAGAAGAUUGGCCUUGCUUUCCAAGAUUGCUUGCAAAACUGGAUGUAAUUGCCUGCCUGAGCACUGCACAUGUGUUUGUUUGUUUGUUUUUUUAUCGAAGGGAGCUUCCAGUGCAGUAGUUCUUCGGUUUUAGUUGGUCAGGUACUCAUUUCCAGGAGAGCACUCAAGCACAACUAAGGGGAUGUUUUUCAUUUCACAGUGUUUUCAGGCAGGCGUUUUCUCUUCUCUCUCCCCGCCCCCUCCCCGGCUCCCUUUGACUCACCCCAUUUGCCCCUCUCUUUUGGAGUAUCAACAUGGCACUAUUGUGAGCAGAAACAUUCAUACACCGGAAGAAAAUGCCUGUGCUGCAAGCUAUAAGUACAGUUGUAUUUGGUUAUUAUCCCAAACAUUAAUUUUAUAUUAACAUAGUACAAGAGUCCUUAUUUUUUGGACUUCAUUGUAAAUAACGUUUGGAAGAGUGGUUGUGAAAGUUAUACUGCAGGGUUUUAUGGUAAUUAUUUACCCAUGAUAAACUCUGUAUCAGACCUUCAGACAACGACCCUUUAAUAUACACACAUAUUAAUAAUAUUGUUUUUAUGUUGAAUAUGUACGUGUAACAUGUUGUGGGUUAAAUCUAUUCUCAGGUUAAACUAGUAUUCAAGCUAGUUUGAUUCAAAAUUCCCUUUGUUUGAUCUGAGGCUCAGUUACAGUGUAUGACUUUGUGUAGGAGACAAAGGAAAUUCCAAUCAUUUGACCUGAGAAGGGAUUUUACCUACAACAUUGCAUUACAUGUACCUUUAUGAACACAGGUACAUGUGUACACCCUGUACAGGAUUUGUGGUGUGUGUAGAAUAUUUUUGUUAGUAGUUUCAUCAACUUGUUUCUGUGCUGGAUAAGUAUAAUCAUAUAGGAUCAGAGUAUUAAACAAAGAACACCACUGACAACUGUCACUGAGGGCUUUAAAAAUAAAGUAUUAGUCACUUGAAAUUUUUGCUACAAGUAAAACCCACCACUGCCAAGAAUACCAUUUAAAAAAAGACCCAUGAUAGCUUCUGCCCAACUAGCUGGCUCCCUCCUCACUGGAAACUCCAAACUCAAGACUUGUGACUCACAUCUUGAAACUGUUAUUUUCUUCAAGUUUUGAGAUGCGAGAAUUGAGUCUUGAGUUGAGACUGUCAACUUUCUUUUGGGUAGUACUGCAUAUUUAGUGAACUGUCAUUUUCAAUGUUUUGUGUAGGGAACACGAGACUAUGAGCCAAAACAAAUGGCUGUCAGAGAGAGAGCAUUCAAAGCCAUCAUCAGCUGUUUUGAAAGACAUGGUGCUGAACAAAUCGACACUCCAGUGUUUGAAAUGAAGGUGCAGUAGUCAAAUGUACAAUUUAUGAAAUCACUUUCUGAGCUUCAUUUACGUUAAGUGGUCAAAGUUACUGCUAAUAUUUGGUUUCUAUUGAUCAUUUUUUAUUAUAUUGUAUAUUGUAGAUUAUUAAAAACUGAAUCAUUGGACAAUGAAACCAUUUUGAACUAAUCAAAAUAUCAUGAUUAUAUACAUACUGAGUGUUACCAAAAAGUUUAUUAUAUUGUAUUAUUGUCAGAUUAUUUUUCAAAAAAAAAAUGAUCUGAAUCAUUGGAUAAUGCACAGAGGUUCUUUGGCGCAUUUUUUAUUGGCUUAGCUGUUAUUCAACGGUAUUUUAUGAGCUAUUAAAAACAUUUCGACCAUGUCUAAAGAAAACGGUGAGAGAGCAUAUAUAAACAGAACGAGGCGUAAGCUUUUUGUUGUGCUUUUUGUCUGAGCUACUUUGCCUUUCAUUUAAGCUUAAGCUUAUACUGAAACCGCCAUUUUACUUAAAUUCACUCAUUUUCAAUUGUGCAUUGAGAAGCUAACAGUUAAGAUUUUUUAGUUCUUGGAUUACCUCAUAUCCUCACAUUUAUGUUUUUAACAAACGUUUUUACUACAAAGCUGAAGCAAAUUUUCUGUUUUAAUUUUAUUUUUUAAAGAAAAAGGCCUAAAAUGAUGAAUUUCAUCGAAAUAAAAAAAAAUACCACAAAAACAAACAAAAAAAAUCUUACUGACACAAGUGCUUGUUUGAAAGUUUGUCAAAAAACAUGAAAACACAUUUUUUUUCGGAACUAAAAAUUGUUUUAAUUCCUUGACCAGCAAUUUCAUCGAAAAAAAAAAGAAAGACACAAGUGUUGAAAGUUUGUUCAUGAUCCAGCUACGAAAAGAAGACAAGUGUUGUUUCUUCAUGAUCGCGAAGCCAUUCGCCGAUCGAGUCACUCGCCGAUAGAUAACUGCGGCUUGUUUAUCCGACAUCAAGAAUAUAAAUCACAAGUAUAUUAACCAGCUACAAAUACAGGCUAUGCAGCCAUUCACUAGAGCAAUCGAGGUGGCAGUACAGCUUCAUUUCUCGUUCAGCAAAAUUAGCUUGUGGCUUCAAACAACUUCAUAACAAGCGACCGAGGUAAUAGUUUUUCUCCGUUUUUCUUACUUUUAUAACUGCACCGAAAAUCCAAAUUCACAGUAAUUUCGACGGCUGUGACUUAAAAAUUAUUUUCCUUCACAUUAUCUGCCAGGUUUUUUUAGCUGUUCUGCUGUGUAAAAUCCUAGAAUCCCAAUGAGUUUUUAAAAAACUAAUCUUCAUCGCUACAAUGUUUUGAUUUUUCAUUCAUGCAGUCCAGGCGAGUCCGUUCGCGCAUUGACAGUUUUGAUAGACGUGUGACAUGUGAAUGGCGGAAGUCCUUUGUCUUUUCCGGUUUGUUCUAGUGCGGGAGAUUCAACGAGAUUUUGUGGGCGUUUUUAAUAAAACAAUUAUUCCACUCACGCUUGUUGGAUAUGAGAUGAUUAUAGCCAACUCGGCGCUACGCGCCUCGUUAGCUAUCUAUCAUCUCGUAUCCAACAUGUCCUCGUGGAAUGAUUGUUAAUUACAGUACAAAAGUUACAAUUUAAUGUACAGAUGUACAUUAUACACUUAAUGUCAGUUCCCAAGGGAAACAUGAGUUAGUUUUGUUUUCCUGAGUCAAGAGAAAACAAAAGUGACUGGUUUCCUGAGGGACCUGACAUUAAGUGUUUUGUUAUAUUGCCAACCUUUCACUUCAACAGCAAUGAAAGAAUAACCGGAGUGAACUAAAACAGUCAACUCGGUACUUAUAACAACACAAAUUUAAUUCUUAAAACCACUGAAUGAAUGAUUUACAAUGUACUUUCCUUAUAAUAUUUGCAUUUUUUUCCUCAACUAGCUUCUGUUUCUCUUCUGGGAUGACUUUAAAAAUUGUGGCUUUUUAGGUUGAGGCUUUGUGUUUGUGUUCAAGUUGUUGUGUUCAUUCACGAAAAAGAAAACUGGCAGUGUUUUUCCCCCCUUCUGUCACACCACUUUCCACCAUGCUUUGAUCACGUGUUGUAAUGUAGCCCAAGCAGGGUACAUAAUUUGCUUAAUGUAUCAUGAUCAAGAUACAUUUGAGUUUAGUCAAGGCCACGUGACCAAGAAUCAACCAAUAGCAGUCCCUGUUUAGUGGAGUGGAAGUCUGGGAAUAUAACAAAACAUGUUAGGAAACUGUAAAUUAUUUUAGCAAAGCAGGGCGUCAAGAAAGAAAUAAGCUAAAUAGCUAUGGGGUAACAGGUUGUGGUUGGUAGUUGGGCCAGUUCCCUGGCAUGUGCAUGUUUCAUGUGGGUCCACUUUUUAAACCCAAGGGCCCCACCCCUCCCUCAUAAAGUUCAUGUGUGCAUGUGUUCAGUUUCAUUCUGUCCAAGAUUUUGUUUCUCUGGGAGCUCUUGAUGAUGUGAUUAUGGUCUUGCACAUAUUUUUGCCAGAUAUUUGUGGGAAGAUGUUAAGCAAAUUCCUACAUCAAUUUGUAAAUGUCUGGUUCACUGCAAGACCACAUAGUAACCCUGGUUUAGCUGGGGGACAAACUCCUUCGCCAAGCCAGAUGCAGUUAUCUGGGUUGGUUUCUAGUGUUGUUACAGUACACUUGUUUAAAUGAUUCCUUAUGCACAAGGAAUUCGGAUAAGGGGAGUGGGGGCAUUGUUGGAUUCGUUUAGUGUGCUAGUGUGGUGACUGUGGCCAUCAUUGGGUGCAAUUAUUGCAGAUCACAGACAUAACUCUUCUGUGUAUUGUGAUGUCAUCCUAGAACUUAAAUGUCUCAUACCCUGCUACGGUACUACAAUUAUUGCUUUAAUAAUAUUACUUAAAAAAAGAAUAACGUAACAAAAUGACAGCCCUGGAAUUUCAGCCGUAUGUAGCAGUUCAUUCUGGUCAAACUCUUUUUUGUGUCACAUUUUUUUUCCUUUGUAGGAAACAUUAACAGGAAAAUAUGGUGAAGAUUCCAAAUUAAUUUAUGAUCUGGCUGAUCAAGGAGGAGAAUUUUUAUCCCUGAGAUACGACUUAACAGUAUCCUUCCAAAUAUGACCUGAAUUUUGUGUAAAGAAUUUUCAUUGCAGUAAGCCUGUUUCACUGUGGUUAAGCCCAAGAUGGAUGAAAAAUUGAUUAAUUUUAAACACUCAGCUCAUUUUUGAAAUUGUGUGCGUUUAUAUUCAGACCUUCCUGGUACAUUUUCCCUUAGUGCAGUAACAGUUUUCCAUGCCUGAAAUAACUGUAAAUUGUAAAUUAGUCAAUUUUGACAACUUACCAUACUUUAAUCAGAGUGGUUAUAAUAAUUGUCAUGACUGUUAGUUUCUUACUGGGUUGUUUUUUGUAGUUGUACAUUCUACAUAUCUAUUGUGUUGUACCUGUUCACUUUCUUUGACAGUCUCUCUCAAGGUGCCAUUUGCAAGAUAUGUUGCCAUGAAUAAAAUUAAGAGUAUUAAAAGGUAUCACAUAGCCAAGGUUUAUCGAAGAGACAACCCAGCCAUGACAAGAGGAAGAUACAGGGAAUUUUAUCAGUGUGUAAGUUCAAAUCACACUCCAGAACUUUGUGACACCCUUGCACCCUGUACUUGACUAGGUAGUGCUUGUUUUGGACGUGCCCAAGAAAUCCUACCUCUAGAAAAACAGUGAGAUUUAAGGUGAUUCCCUAGUAAAAGAACCUAACAUAGAUUGUAGAUGAAACUUGGUACACUGAUGUAACAAGUCAAGAAGAUGAUAAAAAAGUAAUAAAAAGUGGGGGUCACCGUGCUCGUUUUGACGUCACAAUGCUGACAAAUACGGCUAUUUUGGACCCUUUGACAAAAUCCGCGCGCAACCCAAAACUAGACAAAAAGGAAAGAUUUUUUCAAUGAUGCAUGUGGUAUCGCACAGAAUUUGACUUUAAUGUAUUGUUUAUCCACUUACGUACCAUAAAAAUGUCUUUUAAUGCCCAUGUUUUUACUUUACGCUCCAAAGUAGAAUUAAAUUGGACACGCGCUAUUCGACACGUGGUAGCUCAAUCCGUACAAUUUAGUAAAAUUGCCAAAAAACUGAACAUAGAUUUGUGGCAAUUUUUUUCUCACCGAAAGGAAGCACUGUCCUUAUUAAAAUCAUGAAAUAAAAAAUGGGGGUCACCGUACUCGUUUUUGCGGUAGAGCUGCAGAAAGUGCACACCAAAUGCAUUUUCCUUGAUUUUUGAGAGAGGACUGGGGCGAGUUUCAAAACAGAAUGUAUGUGAAAGGAGGAAGAAAGUACUAAAAAAUCCGUUUUUACAGAAUUUACAUCGAGAUAUCACAUUUAGGACACAAUGUGAUAAAGAAAGCGUUUAAAUGAAAAUCAAAGUGAAUAAGCACAAAUUAAACAUCCACUAUCGAGGUUCUCCGUGAGGCAAUCUAACUCAGCAACACGCGUACUGCUUACGUUAUGCACAUUCCCACCACAGUGAGUCUCACCUCGGCAAGAAACAACCGCAAGCAAAAAUUGCAAUAGCGUCUCUCUUCGGUCAACUUCAUUUUAAUAAUGUUACUUCACAAGCUCUUUUUUACGGAGGCCAUCUUGUUGUGCGUAGUAAGAGAUGCGCAAUGCAAAACCAGGGAAUCACCUUAACUUAAGAUUAUUAAAAAGAACCACAUGUUCAGUGAAACCAAGCUUUAUGACCAUGUGCCAUUACCAUGACCACCUUGUUGGACCUACAUCCAUUGGACCAAAUACCAAAACAAAACUGAUAUUUUUUUCUGAAAACCUCAUUUAUAUGCCUGAAUAGAUCUUCAUGGCCCUUUGGUGGUCAUAAUAAGAGGGUUUCAGUUUCUUUUUUUCUUAUGCUUUGUGGUUUCACUAGUAACACUAGCACAAGACCAAGGAUGCACACAAGGAUCAAAGUCCUUGUUUGUUUCACCCUAAAAGAAGACCAUGAUGCAAGCAAAAGAACAAGUACAUGUACACAGAUCAGCAUUUUCCAUUCUUGAGCUUGUUCUGUUUCACUUGUAUUCAUGCUUGUUUUAAUAAUUCACUCUAAAAUGCUGGAUUAUACUAGGAUUACUGUAAAUAACAUUAAAUGCCUGUACCUACCUGAUAGGUUCAUUAUUUUGGAUCCUAUAGACCGGGAUUGAUGCUGAGUGUAAAAUAAUCUUGCCUGCAUGUCUUAAGUCAGUUACAUUUGGCAUUCUAAAAUCUUACUCAUGGCCUUUGUUAGCUUACUGGUAGUAUAGAUUAUUUUGAGCUCACAUUUAAGGGGCAAGGUUCUUUGUUACAGUGUCUGUGAAACUCCAGUUGAGGUGCAUGAUUGUACCGUGAAAUAUUAUAAAGAGUGACCCAAAGUUACCAACCUUAUAGUAGUACAUGAAAAAAAAACGUUAAAAAGGAAAGUGCUUUGUAGGUAGACACGCAUGAAAAAAUUGACUUUUAGUUGAAAACAUCAGGGUAUUGUGUUUAAAUUUUUAAGUGUGUUUAAUAGACAAAAGUUGUUUUUUGAAUGUUUGACCAUGGUUUGGUCAAACUUUGGGAGAUGACUUUGUGUCUUUCUGUUAUUGUCCAUGGGUGCAUCAGUGAAUAUAAACAGGCACUGUACCCAUCUGUAUCUUCAAAAUACUGCUAACUUCAUUGUUGAUUUGGUUUUUCAUUUUUCAUCUCCAGGACAUUGACAUUGCUGGAGAGUAUGAUGCUAUGAUUCCUGAUGCAGAGUGUGUAAAAAUUGUGUCUGAAAUACUUACAGAUUUAAGCCUUGGAGAUUUUACAAUAAAGGUGAGAAUUUUAGUUUAUGAUGGUGAUUUCUUCCUAAAGCACUUAAAAGAAUUACCAAAGAGGAAGUGUGAAGUUCAGUUCUUUUUUUCCCCUAAAUAUUAGAAAUGCAGAAUUUAAUGUACAGAAGUUCUAAUACUACAGCUGUACUUAUUUUUCCAAAUGAUGUCACAAGAGUUCAAAAAGGCAGCACACAUGAGGAAGGUUAAAAGUGAAUGUACUUAUUUGUGCUUAUUUUGUUCAGUCUUACAUGUAAAACAUAUUUCAUUUGUUGGAACCCAAUUUUGAUAAUUCAACACUUAAGAAGCAAGAAGGGAACUGAACAGAAAUGCGUGCCACAAUAAUAUUAUUAAUUCUGGGAUCGUUACCAGAGAUGUCAACCUCUGCAAAUCUAAAAUCUGGAGACUCUCUCUUUUGACCUACCCCCUACUCUCAACCCCCAAAUGUCAACGGGCCCCCCUUGAUAAAUCAACGCAGUCCCCCAUUGGAAUGGCGUAGGACAUUAUAUGAAGUCUUACAUGAAGUACAUACUUUCCAAUUUGCAAUCAACAUUUUAAUAAGUAAACAAAAAAAUCUUUGUUAGUGACUAAUUACGUCCAAUAGUGCCCCUGAAACUGUACUACAAAUAAAAAUAAUUCGAAUAUUGAGAAACAAAUGCGCUAAUUUUCAAACUAAAGCACAGAAAUGCUCAAGAGAUAAUUUUUUUCUGGAAGAUUUGGUGACCUGUACAGGAGAGCAGGGGAUCAGUGCCAUAUCCAGGAGUCUCCCAGAUAAUCCAUGAGAGUUGGCAUAUAAGUGUUACUGAGGAAGUGCCAGUCAGCUAUUUGCCAAUUUGAUCAAGUCGUUGAAAUCCUCUUACUACACUACCAUCAUUACUGAAAACUCAACUGAUCAACGGGUUUUGUUUAAUACAGUAUCAAAACUACUACAAAAGCAAUCAACUGCACGGUAUCCAUCUUCUUGUAGUGAUGCACUAGCUAAUUCUUUCGCUGAUUAUUUCAUUGACAAGAUUGAUCGUAUCCAUGCCACACUAAUAGAGAAGAAUUCUGCGCAAGGUAAUGAUGCUAAUGAAGUGACUCUUGGUAACUACGUGGAAUGUAACUCUGUGUUUUCAGACUUUAUUAAUGUCAGUUACGAAGACAUCAAGGGACUUGCAUUGAGAUCUAUUAAUAAAUCCUGUGUACUUGAUCCUCUGCCUGCAGUGGUAAUGAAGGAACGUUUCAAUUUACUAACUCCUGUGUUGACUGACAUAGUGAAUACAUCUUUAUCUACUGGAGUUAUGCCUGAUGUCUUGAAGAUUGCAGCUGUGACACCGACUUUAAAGAAACAUAGUGCUGAUUUCACUAAAUAUGAAAGUUUUCGACCUAUUUCUAAUUUGAAGUUUGUGUCCAAGCUUGUGGAAAAAGCGGUAUGUGUCCAGCUUACAGACUAUAUUACAUCUAAUGGUCUUUCGGAAACGUUUCAAUCCGCAUACAAGUCAUUUCACUCCACUGAAACGGCUCUACUGAGGGUUCAAAAUGACAUUCUUUGUGCUUUAGAUCGUAAUGAGUCGGUCAUACUGGUACUUUUGGAUCUGUCGGCGGCGUUUGAUACGGUGGACCAUACUCUUCUAGUGACAAGGCUGUCUACUUGUUUUGGUUUUCAAGGAACUGUGCUUAAGUGGCUGAAAUCAUACCUGUCUUCACGUAAGCUGUUUGUUAAAGUUGGGAAUAGUCAUUCUUCACAACGUACAUUGAAGUGUGGUGGGAUCAGUUCUGGGCCCUUUGUUGUAUUUGUUAUACGCAUCACCUAUUGCGGACAUAAUAAAUGAUCAUGGACUAUCAUACCAUCUAUAUGCUGACGACACCCAAUUAUAUAUUACCUUUAAAUCUACCAGCUUGAAUGACAUCCAACAAGUGAAGUUGAGAGUGGAAUGCUGUGUGAUGGACAUUGAUGAAUGGAUGAUAAGAAACUAUCUUAAACUAAACCAGGACAAAACGGACCUUGUAGUCAUCAGUUCCAGAUUCCAUCCUAUGCCUGACAUCGGUCACAUUACUGUUGGUUCUGAGUGCAUUGCACCUCGUGACUCUGUUCGUAAUUUAGGGGUUCAGUUUGAUAGCAUAUUUAGUUUUGAGGAGCACAUUAAGAACAUUUGUAAAUCAUCAUUCUAUCAUUUGAGAAAUAUUGCUAAAAUCCGCAAGUACUUAAGCCAAGAUACAUGUAAAAUCUUAGUCCAUGCAUUUAUUAGUUCGAAACUUGAUCACUGUAAUUCCUUAUUACAUGGCCUUCCUAAGUAUCUGUUAGCUAGACUACAGGCAGUUCAGAAUGCUGCAGCUCGUGUUGUCACAUUGACACCGAGGCAUGUUCAUAUAACUCCUAUUUUAAUUAAUCUUCAUUGGUUACCAGUUGAGUUUAGAAUAACUUUUAAAGUCCUUUUAUUGGUAUACAAGGCCCUUCAUGGCCUUGCACCUUCUUAUAUUUCUGACCUUUUGAAUUUUAAAACAUACUCUAGGUCAUUGCGUUCUUCAUGUAAAGAAUACUUAGUGGUUCCGAGAAGCAGAUUGAAAACAUAUGGAGACAGAGCUUUCUCUAUUGCAGGACCUAAAUUGUGGAACGAUUUACCUCUAGAGAUUAGGAAAUGUGCUUCAGUGGCAACUUUUAAGCAAUCCCUUAAAACUUUUUUAUUUAAGUUAGCAUAUAGGUUAUGAGAUUCCUUUUGUUUUGAGAUGUUUUUGAUUUAUAUAGUAGAUAACUUAGGCUAUAUUUGAAUUAUAUUGUAUAUUGUAGAUAUUUUAGAUUUUAGAUUUUUUAUAUUUUUUUUUUGUAAUUAGGUAGCGCUUUGGACAAUUAUUGGAUUUUAGUGCUAUAUAAAUAAAAUUAUUAUUAUUAUUUUUUGUCCCUAGUAACAGUCCCAGAAGUCUUUGCAGCAAACGUUAACUUGGUGUACUUUCCUUCUUGUUUUUUAACACUUGAGUCUGCAAUGUUAAUGUGAUUGGAAAAAUAUAAAAAUAUGAAGUUAUGAAGUUAUGAACUGGCUAGUGGAUAAUUUUGACCUUGAUGGGUUUUGCACUUGAGACCAUGAUUUGGUCAUGUGAAACAAGUCUAUGGAUGCCUCAUUUGGACAGCUGCCAAUUAAUUGUGAAUGGUUUAUGGCAAAAUAUAGCAUAGACCCUCAUUUUAACAUGGUUGCUUUAUAUGUUUUAGAAAUUGCGACAUUUCACAUUGAUUUACCGUACAUGGCAGCAUGGAUUUAUGGAUAGUCCUUUAUUUAGCUACAGAGGUUCACAUCUUUUAUUACACAACUAAAACACUUUAUAUUUACUGGUUUACUGGGCUUCAAGUGCAUGCAAGCUCUGCUGUUAUCACUGAACAUUUUGACCUUGUUAGUCUGCAAUGUACAUGAUUGAAUAUAAAUGCAUGUCUAAUGUCAAUGUUAUGGAUUACUUUAAGGUUAAUCACAGACAGUUGUUGGAUGGCAUGUUUGCCGUGUGUGGAGUGCCUGAGGAGAAAUUUAGGUCCAUUUGUUCUGCUGUGGAUAAACUUGAUAAGGUGAGUUUAGCCUUAUUGAAUAAGAUUGUAUUAAAAGCUAUGAACGUAAAGUUUUUACAACUUAUUUAAAUUAAUGAUUUCCUGUCAUGGAAAAAAUCAGCAGAAACAACUUUGGAAAAAGUACAUAAAUGUACUGGUAAAGCAUGUACAUGCAUGUACCGAUAAUUCAAGUGUUGAAGUUACUGAUGCUCUGUAAGUCACACUUAAUUCGUUCACAAAACUUCCAUUUCUUUUUAUAUACACCACUGAUCCCUGCCAAAACAUUAAUAUACACUUACAGAAAAGUGAGUUUUUAUUUAAGUUUCUUCAGACCUUUUGUAAUAUUUACAAGCACCCUUUUUUGUACCUUCAAUAUCAUUAUAGCUUCCUUGGGAAGAAGUCAAGGCCGAAAUGGUGGGAGAGAAAGGCCUGGAGCCUAAUGCAGCAGAUAGGAUAGGGGAGUAUGUAAAGCUUAAGGGUGGAAUGGAACUUGUGGAAAGUCUUAUGCAGGAUCCUGCUCUUAGCAAGAACAAAAGUGCCGAGGCUGGUUUGGAGGACAUGAGACUGCUGCUCACAUACAUUGAAUUGUUUGAAAUCAAGGAUAAGGUUGGAACAGUACUAUGUACAUGUAGACUGUUGUCAUAACAAAUUCUUUACCGUAAAUUGAUGGCUCAGCAGUUGAGUCGUUAGAAACACCCAUUUGGUACAAGUCUUUCAGUAGCAAUGCACACAAACUUUCAUUUUUCGUCCACAAUUUUUUUUAUUGAUAAUUUAAUAUUAUUUCAUCUACAUUUUUCAUCUUUCAAUUUUUUUGCAAUGUUCGUCUUAUUGAACAUACAGUGAUACUACCUAAACAGGUACACCGUGAUUUUGGCACCAGACGUUAACGACUUAGGUCACGUGGCUUUGUUUGUCGAACCAAAAAGGUAAACUCACGUGUUCGCAUGCUUUUCUCGUUGCUGGCUUCUUUGUUCGCACAUAGGUUAUAUAUAGCGCUAGAAGGCAACAACCGAAAGAAAUUUUAUCGAUUAACUUUCCUUAAAUUUCUGCUUUUUGGUUGACAUAUAACACCAUUAUUUGACCAGGCCUAUCUCCACCUAUAUUUGGCCCACCAAACGUUCAGGAAUGUGACCAAGGGAGUUCACCUUUUUGGUUUGACAAACAAAAGCCACAUGACCUAAGUUGUCAACGUGUCUGGGCAAAGCCAAAAUCAACUGUCACGCAUAUCUCCAAAUUCUUGGUCUACCUGUUUUCAUUGGUAGUAUAAGUGCAUCAUUUUAUUAUAGUAUUUUAGCUGUCCUUCAGAAUGACUCACCAGUAUCACCUCCCCCACCCCUGCCUGUUUGUGAAUUAGUGCUGUGAAUUACUAGUUUUUUGACAGUACAAAUUAUGACUGUAAAAGAAUAGUAAGAAUGGUAAUUAGGUUAAAUCUUGUGUGUUGUUGUGGUUGUGUUUCAUGUUGGUGUAAAAGGAGCAUCUAAAUUAUUGUGUUUUAGGUAUCAUUUGACCUAAGUUUAGCAAGAGGAUUGGAUUAUUACACUGGGGUAAUAUAUGAAGCAGUAUUAACAGGAGAGCAACCUGACCUUGGCAAGAAUGAAAAAGGUAAAUGUAACAUGCUGAACACAUUGUACUGUUUUUGUCAGAUUCUACCUUCCUGGACCUUUGACAGCUGUAUACCAUGGACAAUAUCCCCCCUCCUAAAAACACACGGCAAUGUUACAAACCUUGAUUAUUCACCAUGGUAAAAUCAUUCUUAAACUUUUACUAAUGAGUUAAUGAUAGUUGGGCUUUGAUUUGGCUCUAGUGGCCAUAUAUAAAAAGGUCAAAAGUACAAAUGUACGGCGUGGGAUUUUACAAUGUGUUUGUUGGCUGCAUUAAGGUGCCAGCAUUUAUAGGGCGUUUAUAUGGUUACUUUUUUUCGUUGUUCCUUGAUUUUCAAAGGGAAACUAAGACAACAAUAAUAGGUUUAGUAGGUUGAGUUUGAUCGUCCGGGUGAACGUAGUCAUCGUCAGAGUCAAAGUGAGUUGUAUCACGUCAGUUGAUGAUAUUAUACUCUGGUUAUUGAUCUGAUUGGUCAAUUCACCUUCUGAGCGUCAGACUUCACGUGUAGUUUCACGUGACUUUUGACGACCUUUGUUGUAAACAAACCCGCAAAGUUCGGACAUUCGUUCUCUGCCACAUACUGUACUUGUACGAACUAGACUCGCUAUUUCAAGUUUGCGUUAGUUUAUAAAUGUUAUUUCCCUUUCGCUGUUUGAGACUCGAAACGUUUAAGGUUAAAAAAUGUCUGAGCAGAAGAAUAAGAGCGAUUUUAAGGCCAAGAACAUGGCAAAAGUUACGGCAGGAACGAGGAGUGCCUGCAAUGGAAAUUCCGGUCUCAGCAGCUGAAAUGGUGUUAACAUUGGAACUAAACCUCGAAAGAGAUAAAACCGGUGAUGAAGGCAAAUUUCAUGAUACCUACAUAAUUCACAUUUCAAAAUUUAUGAUCACACGCGAUCACACGCUAUUAAUUCCCAAUCCAUUUUCGCUACAAAGACCGUUUGGCUAUUUGUUGUUUGACAUUUUCCUUUUCAAUUUGUAUAUUACGGCAAACAGGGACUCGACACUUGAUGACGGUUAUGUUGAUGGCAUUUACUUACUGAGGUUGAAUCAAGAUGUCUGUAGCAAAACAGUGCAGGCUUUAGUGAACAUACACUGGAUUUAUAUUUAAUCAUGUAGAGACAAAAGGAGGCAGUGUACUAUACUUCAGCCAAGAUAAGCAUAGCUUAUAAUAGGCGGUCGAGACGAAAAUGUAAGCACACUGCCGUAUAAUGAAUUAUAAAUGUGUCUGCAUCAUUAGUUUCAUUUUCUUCAAGUUUAGAUGCACCUUGCAAAACCAUUCUUUCAACUGAAGAGGAGAUUUCUACGCGCUUGUUGAAACUCCAUGUACCGGCGAAUAUUUUUUCUGUUUUACCACACUCGAGGCGGUUAAAGUCACUCCAGAUCUUCCGCUUUGACAUUUUGAACCUUAAACUAUUCGAUUUUCAAACAGCGAAAGGGAUGGAAAACAUAUAAGUUAAGUAGCGACUCAUAGUUCGUAUACAUGUACAGUAUCUGAGAGAGAACAGAUGUCCGAACUUUGCGGGUUUGUUUAUAACAAAGGUCAUCAAAAGUCACGUGAAACUACAUGUGAAAUCUGACGCUCAGAAGGUGAAUUACGUCGCGAUGUUAUUGGUCGUCUGUCAGUUAAGCCGUGAUGUUAUUGGCUAUGAAGACUCUUAAUCAGUAAUUGGUGCGUUUCGAUCCGUCUAUUGUCACAGUUAAACAGUCGUCUGUUGUUAGUCAAAUUGUCAGUUCUCCAGUCGUUCUCUCGUACUUAGUUUUGCUUGAUCUCGUCAAUAAGUCGUUUGUACUCUGAAGAUGACUACCGCACAGGUUGUCGAAACGUCGGUCACUGUCAACAACAACAGUCCUAUUCAGAACUACGUUCACCCGGACGAUCAAACUGAACCUACUUUGGAAAUGACUCCUGGGUUAAAACCUUUCACAAUAAUAGCUUUGACCUAAGGAAAUUUACCAAAGAUGAAAAAACAGUGAUUAUAAUAUAUAAUCAUUUUAGGAAAAUGAUGGCUAAAUGACCUAAAAUAAUAAUCAACGCAACUUGAAUGUUAAACAAAGCGAUCAAAGAAUGUUUUAUGAUUAGGCGAUGUUUAUCCCUCAGUUACAUGUGUUUUGUUUUGAUCAGGUGAGCCUGUAGGAGUAGGAUCAGUGGCAGGUGGUGGUCGCUAUGACAACCUUGUUGGAAUGUUUGACUCCAAAGGGAGAAAGGUACACUUUCAACAGACUUUGCACAUUUACGAGGUUGAUUUCCCAUAAUAUUACACUGCAAUUAAAUAUGUUGUUUUCUUUUCUGAGGUUCCUUGUGUUGGUGUAAGCAUAGGAAUUGAAAGAAUAUUCUCCAUUCUAGAAGCUAGAGCACAGGUACAUUGUGAAUUAAUUUCGCCAGUUGUUUGGUAAUGUGCUAAUUUCUAGGAAGCACAUUAAAUUUUUGUGUAAAUUAUGUUUUGCAGGCAAAUGGAGGCAAAGUGCGAACAACUAAGACGCAAGUCUUGGUGGCUUCAGGACAGAAAAAUUUCUUAGAAGAACGCCUGAAGCUGGCAAGCCAGCUUUGGAAGGCGGGCAUUAAGGUACUAAAUUAUUGCUGAUAUUUUAGGAGCUCUUUCUCCUUCUGUGGAGUCAUUCUUUUGCACCUACUGCCUAAGAAAACAGCCGAUAUUUCACGAUGCCACCGUUGGUUUUACGUCGAAAUGACGUCUGAGGAACAAGCGCAGAAAUUCCUUACUGAUAACGUGUGACUACCCACAUCUGGAUAGUGCUUCUGAUUCUCGUGCAGCGAGGGAAAUUUGGGUUCUAAUACGUCAUUAGUGUGGAAUGUCUCCGCUCGUUUCUCAGACGUCAUUUCCCGUGAAUACCAGUGGUGGCGGUGCUACUUUAGGCUAUUGCAACUAUUGAAUGAAUGAAACCAAAAAAAGAAGUUUGAUAACAUAUAAAAUCAGCAAUGAGGGGACGUUCAGUGCUCUAAAUUAACUUUUGGGUCUGGUCUUCCGAAGGACCAGUAGGAUUUAAAUUUACUGGUCCAUCAGCAAAACUACUGAUCACUCUUAUCAUUUUCAAAUUUUUUCGUUCCUAUUUGAGAAUUCUCUACAAAACUCGCAGAACAUUUUGUUCUCCUUUUCGUCAAACCUCAGCCAUUUGUAUUUAUCCUUCCAUGCCUCCUGGAACUUGGGUGUUUUUUUGGGCCGGAGCAGGUGUUUCAGAUGCUGUGUUAAUUUCUUUAACAUCUGAUGAUUGCUUUCUCCCAAAGAAAGAGUAGACUGAGCCUUACAGUUGUUGCCGUUUCGACAUACUUUGACUCACCAUUGAAAGGAUUAUUAUUCAGCAAGAGAAUGCCUAGCACUUUUUACCUGUUCGUUUUUGAAACGUUUGCCUUUGGCAAUUCUUCGUUGUUACAAUGCUUUUAGCACGUUUUAGUACGAUACAAAGAAACGGCCGUUAAGAUCGAGCACUGACGUGACCAAAACGAGGGAUAGGAAAGGGAACAUGAAAAAGGGAUCAAACCCUUUCCAAAACGCUACUAUUAUCAACAACCUCAUUUCCCAUUCUCUGUUUUGUUUCCAUUUUUCAUUUUCCCGUUCCCCGUUUGAAGAAAGUUCAGCAAAAAAUAGUUCAAAAUGGAGGAGAUUGAAAUUGGCAAGGUUAAAGCUUUCAAGAUCAGGAAAUCGCGACUUAGUUCUAUUAAUGUUUUUGCUUGAAUAAAGUAAACAUGGUGGUUUUGCCAACUAAAGUUCUUGUGAGGUUAUGGACAACACGGUAUCAGAGCCCUUGUUUAGGAUUUCCAUCGCGUUGUAUUCCCGUGUAAACAUUUAUGUCGCAAACAAAGCCAUUUGAGGAAUCGGCGCAUUCGCACACUUUGAUGCCUCUUUUUACGGGUUUGAGCGGCAUAUACUGUUUCAUUGAAAGUCUUCCUUUAAAAGGAAUCAUUGGCUCGUCAAUGGCAGCAUUUUUAGUUGGCUUUUUAUAGCAUUUACAACCGAGUCGAGAAGAGGACGCACUUUGAAUAAUUUGUCGUGGUCCGCAUGACCACGUGGUAACUUUUUCUCUUAUCAUUCAAAUGCAGGUACGAAUAAAUAUCUGGCAGUUGUUUGAUGCCAUAGAAAAUGUUCAAGGCAAAGUACGCGCGGAUUUCUUCAGCGUCUGUUUCGUACCACGAACGAUCAGGAUUGCUUUCCAUGGCUUGGCGGGCAUACCGAUUUGUUUCUUCGGCAAUUUGAUGGAAAUUUUCUUCCCUGAACGGAAGAAAUCAAGUACGGAAAAUCUCCUAACGUCGCGUACAAUACCAGUAUUUGCCACCAAUGGAUUUACUACUACCGGAUCAGGAAUUGAGUUCCACUCAUUCGCUUCUUCACCACUUUCUGAUCUGGUUACACUAAAAUCUGAUAAGUCCUCCGUAUUUACAGAUAAAACUGUUAUGUCGGACUCCGAUUCUACAUUACUUCUCUGUGAUUCACGUUCUACAUCAAAGCCCAGAAACUCUUCUCCCUCGCUAUCUGACUCGCCAUUACGACGUCAACAUGUUGAAAUUUCAACCAUCGAAUUCUUAAAAAAUUUGUGUGAACACCAUCCCUGAUAGUAAGGGCAAACCAAGCCUUUACUGUUUUUCUAUUGGUUAUAACACAAUAGAAGAAUAGAACUUCUAAAACAAAAGAAAUAAAUGUUUGAUUGGUUAGAAUCAUUCUCGAGUCGAGUAUACGAAAGAGUGCCAUACGGCACUCUCGGGAAUUUGAGGGGUGGUACAGAAGAGUGCCAUAUGGCACGCUUGGUCGGGAAAGGGUCCUGACGUUAUUGCAUUUGCUGUGAUUUAUUCAUUAUAUUUUUAGGCUUGCUUAGUUUUGUAAUAUUUUUUUAAAAAAAUCUUCCGGUUUUUCUUUCCCUAGGCUGAGUUACUUUACCGGAAAAAUCCAAAGAUGCUGACCCAAUUCCAGUUCUGUGAAGAUAACUUAGUUCCUUUCUGUGUGGUGAUUGGAGACAAUGAACUUAAAGAGGGUGUCGUAAAGCUCAGAGAUAUGACCACAAGGAAAGAGGUAAUAACGUUAUUCAGUCGCCAUCACUGUGGUUUAUAAGCCGGAUAGCACCCAUGUUUAGAAAGUUGCCCUCCCCUGUCUCACCGUCGUUUUCUAGCAAUUCUUCUGUAGUUUCAUUUUGUUUGAUUUAAAUUUUUAAGUCCGUGAAAUCGAAAAUUCGUUGCCUUACUGCGCCAGAAUUUUCCACGAAAAUAUGCAUGUAUGUAUGCCCCCAAAACUGAACCUCUUAAUUAACUGUUCAAGAUAACUGUAAAUAGACUUCGUUCUGUUGAGGUGAUAGCUUAUUUAGACCCUGUUUACAUGGAGUGGGGGACCCCGCUCUAGUAGGGUAGGUUUCUUUUGUUUUGUGUCCGCCAGAGCGUGAAAACACAAGAAACCAACCCCACUAGACCGGGGUCCCCCACUCCAUGUAAACAGGGUCUUAGUCGUACCACUUGUACAAUAGAACUAUUUAAAAAUGGGGAAGGCCUGGGUAAUUAACAGUGGACAAAGUGGGCUGUGGUCUUGCGUUCAUGGUGAUCCUAAAGGUCUUCCGCAAACAAGAAAGCUCUUAGUCUCGUUAACCGGUAAAGCACUUAACGAAAGUUAGAACUGGCUGAAAAUGAGGCAGGCUUUUCUCGUUUUUUUUUUGUUGUUGUUUUUGCAAACAAAUCACUGCCGUGUAUACUGUACAGGAAUAAACUGGUUUAACUGGACAGUCCUGAUGAAUAGUGAGAUUUUCUCAUAACGACGGGACUGGUCUGGACAAUGGCAAAUUUACUAAAAAGGGUUAAACUUCUGUGAAUUUGCAAACUACCCCCACCCCCUCCCCCACUAACCAUAAAAUUAUACCUUCGCUAGGAAGGAAGUAGCGAGGCAGAACGCCUUCACAAAUUUGUUGUGACCAAGGUGCGAUUCUUUUAAAAAGUAGUGCGACUCUGUCGUUCUUUAUUUCUUUUAUCCAUUCGUUCGCUCAGUAUUCUUUCAAACUUUGUUUUUUUUUUCAGGAACUAAUAGAGCGAGACAAAAUCUGUGAUGAAAUCAAGAAACGUUGUGAGAAACUUGAAACAAAGUAGAUUUAUUUAACACAGACAGACCACUUCGUGGAAAGAAAAAGCUGAUGUGGCCUCUAAUUACGUAUUUCCGAAUUUAAAAUGUAAGGAACCGUCAUUUUUUUCGUGCCCUUGUUUGUUUAAUUUUAGGAGCACUUACUAUUUAUACGUGGUGUUCAGUAAUAAGUUGUUUCAUAUAUAUCACGAACUCCUUGGAUAAAGCUUGGUUCAAGCUUAAGCUGCGAGGCUGUUGAUAAAACCAUUAAAUGAAAUUUUUCUCAAGGUUUUUUAGUAUGUGUAAUCAAAUGGUGACGAGUGAAAUUAGGGAAAGGCUCAGGAAAUUAUUAGGAUUUGGACAAAACGCGCGUGAAAUUAUUCCGUAAUUUCACGACUAUUCCAUUUGAUUAUCCAUUAAUAUCAUGGGUGACGAAUUGCGUUAGCAAUGUUUAUCUUGGAUUUUUGACAUGUUUAUCCUGGAUCGUAUCGAUCGAGAACUCUCUCAAAUCUUUAGAGCUUAAAUUUGGCUUAUAAAGUUCAGAAUUUUUCAGACUUUUUCGGCAAAAUACCUGUUAGAAUCCUUCUUGAUGUUCUCUUGUGUGUUUAGGUUUUCUAAAGCGUCUUUUUGUGCCCUGACAUCUUCAUUCACGGCAUUUUAAAACUUCGUCGCCAUCUUGACACUGAGACGUACGGAAGGGUUGCCAUGGCAAUUUUGUAAUUUCACAUGUGAAAUUACAAAUUAACGCUGAAAUUUCGCGCAAAUAUUAAGGAGUAAUUCGUCACCUAUGAUAUUAUUACUAUUAUUCCACGUGCGUGCGUUGAAUAUGGGAUAGUGAAUUGGCAACGAGACGAGUUCGAGAUGGUUAUAAUCAUCACAUAUCCAAUAAGCGCUCCAAAGGGGCCACAUGAGUGAAAAAGUUUAAACUCAUACAUCGAGAUUCUUCGAUUUGACGCUGCACAACAACCAAGAAAACGCCAUUCAUGAUGGCAAAUAUAAUUUAUAGUCUGAUUAAAAUUGUAUCGUCGAAGUUAUAGUCAUAUUUGAAGGUUUGGUGCGCUUACCGGCCUGCCAAGAAAAACAACUCCGUUGUUCUCCAUGUACAACGCUUGUCCAAAGCUUGCCAUGUUGUUAACAGACCCGAUCGUGAAGAAAUAAAAACAUGCUUGAC